AUGCCGGUUGCCACCACCACAUACUUUCAGAACUCACCAGAACGUCCGAGCUACAGCACCAGCCCGCCCUCUCCGGACCGCAAGCGAUCCACAAAGCGCGAGGACAAAUGGAUCAUACAGCACGGCUCAAAGCUUCACUCCCUGGGGCGCGACAAGGCCCCCUAUCCCUUUUCCUAUAACCGCGAAGUCCUCGAUAUGUCAUGCACCGACCACGCGUUAAUGAACCGGCUAAAAGGCUCCGUGAGCUUCAUUAACUUCAAAGGCGAUCCUCCAAGACGCUGUCUGGACUUGGGCACCGGGCUCGGCGACUGGGUCGUCGACGCGGCCAAGGAGUGGCCCGACUGCACAUUCGUCGGCUAUGACCUCGUCAAUGUCCAAAUCCCGCUGUUCGCUCUCGAGGACUCAAUAGCCUCGCGAAUAGAAUGGGUCCAUGGGAACUUCUUGCGACAGAAACUCCCGUUCGACGACGACGAGUUCGACCAUGUGCACAUACAUGGGCUCGCCUUUGCAGUGCCGGAGAACAAGUGGCAUUCACUAUAUCAGGAAGUCUACCGCGUACUGGGGCCAGGCGGCACUGUGGAAGUUAUCGAGGAAGAUGCGAUAUUCCCAACGCUCCCGCGAUGGUUCACGGCCCCCCUGAAUGCCCCCCUACCGCGAGCCCAGAUGGGUCCUGACGACAGCGUAGAGGAGAGCGCAAUAGCAAGAUUGCCGGUGCCUUCUAGCCUCCCUCAUGACCACGCUCUGUUGGAACACCUAUUUUGUUCUGUAUUUCACAGCCGCUUCCUGAACCCGACCCCGAGUUCGACACUUCCGAGCUACUUCACAGCGUUUUUUGGACACGUCCUUUCUCCGCCGGUCAUCAACUUUCCGAUGCCGCCCAUCGCGCCGCUGCAGCUGACGCGGCCGGGGGCGAUCCAGCCGGGCGAGCCGCGGCGGCUGUCGGACGCGUCGGAGUGCACGAGCAGCAGCAAGCGGUCGAGCUUCUCGACCGGGUCUUCGGAGCUGACGGGGUUCGGAUCAAAGAGGACGCGGCAGGAGCGCUCGGAGUCGGUGUCGACGGCCGCGUCGUCGGUCUCCAUGGCUACCUGUCUCGCAGCGGCGGCGGCCGGUAGUGGGGGCGGGUGCACAUGUCGCGCGCAGCACAUGGCGGCGUACGUGCAGGAGGAGGGGACGCGGAUCGGCGGGGCGGCGGCCGUCGAGCUUUUUCCGGUGUGCAACGUGUCGGGUAUGAACGAGCACACGCUGUUCUUCCAGCUCCGGCGGGCGGUCGGGCAGGUUCUGGCCGUGAAGGAGGCGAUGUGGGAGGAGCUCAAGGAGAAGAUCGAGAAGGACGGGCAUGCGCUGCUCGCGUACGGCUGGGAGCCUGCUGACUUUGACCCGGAGUCGAGUCGGCAUAAGUUUGAUGCCAUGCUUGAGCAAUACAAGAAUGACAUGCAGAUCCGAAUGUCUCUCUGGCACGCGGUGGAGAAGACUGCUGGCUGGAAGGCACCGCGGCGAGAUCCUCUCUCGAAACCGGAACUUCUUGAACAGAAACGCUUGCGGGAAGCCAUCGUCCUCGCACAACAAUCUGGCAAGGUUCAGGACAUGGGUGGACCAUGUCGUUCAUUACGCCUGUUGACAGGCGUCAAGGUUGUAUAA
Molecule: messenger RNA, 1638 nt
Organism: Phanerochaete carnosa HHB-10118-sp
Lineage: Eukaryota; Fungi; Basidiomycota; Agaricomycetes; Polyporales; Phanerochaetaceae
Exons: 10
Coding region: 1-1638 (545 amino acids)
Molecular function (GO): methyltransferase activity
Source: RefSeq, a predicted model, not a curated record